Molecule: messenger RNA, 309 nt
Organism: Colletotrichum chrysophilum
Lineage: Eukaryota; Fungi; Ascomycota; Sordariomycetes; Glomerellales; Glomerellaceae
Exons: 2
Coding region: 1-309 (102 amino acids)
Biological process (GO): nucleoside metabolic process
Molecular function (GO): catalytic activity
Source: RefSeq, a predicted model, not a curated record
AUGACGGCGCAUGAACUUCGCGUUCUAGUUGGCCGUUUAGGGUCUGGCGAUACGGUAAUGAAGUCCGGCCUGGAUCGCGACCGCAUUGCUGAAGAGCACGACCUCAUUGCUUUUGAGAUGGAGGGAGCUGGCAUAUGGGAUCAAUUCCCGUGCAUAGUUGUCAAGGCUGUGUGUGACUACGCAGACAGCCAUAAGAACAAGAAAUACCAGGCUUUCGCCGCGGCGAGAGCCGCCUCCGCAACCAAGGCAAUUUUGGGAACCUUCCCAUGCACAGAAAUCUCAACUCAGUGCCGAUCAUUCAACCGGUGA